AUGACUCAGUGGUAUCAAUUGCAGCAACUUGAUUCCAAAUUCUUGGAGCAAGUACACCAGCUGUAUGAUGACAGCUUUCCCAUGGAAAUCAGACAGUAUCUGGCACAAUGGCUGGAAAAUCAAGACUGGGAGCAUGCUGCCAACAACGUUUCAUUUGCUACGGUAUUGUUCCAUGACCUCCUAUCACAGCUAGACGAUCAGUUCAGUCGGUUUUUAAUAGAAAACAACUUUUUGUUGCAACACAACAUCAGGAAAAGCAAACGUAAUCUUCAGGAUCAUUUUCAAGAGGACCCAAUACAAAUGGCAAUGACAAUCUUCAACUGUCUGAAGGAAGAAAGGAAAAUACUGAGCAGCGCCCAGUUGUCAGACCAGAUGCAGGUGGGGAACAUACAGAAUACUGUAAUGCUGGACAAACAGAAGGAGCUGGAUAUGAAAGUCAGGAGUGUGAAGAACAAUGUUGUGGAAGUAGAACAAGACAUCAAGACUCUAGAGGAUGUGCAAGAUGAAUAUGACUUUAAAUGCAAAACCUUACAGAACAGAGAAAAUGAGACCAGUGGAGUGGCACAGGAUGAAUAUAAGAAAGAACAGCUCGUCCUCCAGAAGAUGUUUCUAACACUUGACCUUAAGCGAAAGGAAGUGGUGAGCAAAAUAAUAAAUCUGUUGAAUAUAUCAGAGCACACACAAAGUGCUUUGAUUAAUGAAGAGCUUGUUGAAUGGAAGCAUAGACAACAAAUUGCUUGUAUUGGUGGCCCACCCAAUGCCUGCCUCGACCAGCUACAAAACUGGUUCACUAUUGUUGCCGAGAGUCUUCAGCAAGUUCGCCAGCAGCUUAAAAAGCUUGAGGAAUUGGAGCAGAAAUUUACAUAUGACCCAGAUCCCAUUACAAAAAACAAACAAGUCCUGCAAGACCGCACAUGCAAUCUUUUCAAACAACUCAUUCAGAGUUCUUUUGUGGUGGAGAGGCAGCCUUGCAUGCCAACUCAUCCUCAGAGGCCAUUGGUCCUGAAGACUGGAGUGCAGUUUACAGUAAAACUGAGAUUGCUGGUGAAGCUACAGGAACUGAAUUAUAAUUUAAAAGUGAAAGUCUUAUUUGAUAAGGACGUGAAUGAGAAGAACACGGUAAAAGGGUUCAGAAAAUUUAACAUUCUGGGAACAAAUACAAAAGUAAUGAACAUGGAGGAAUCCACUAAUGGAAGCUUAGCAGCAGAGUUCAGGCAUCUGCAAUUAAAGGAACAAAAAAAUACAGGAAGCAGAACUAAUGAGGGUCCUCUCAUUGUAACAGAAGAACUUCAUUCCCUCAGCUUUGAAACUCAGCUGUGCCAGCCUGGGCUGGUAGUAGAUCUAGAGACCACAUCCCUUCCCAUUGUUGUGAUCUCAAAUGUGAGCCAGCUUCCAAGCGGAUGGGCUUCCAUUUUGUGGUACAACAUGCUGACUACUGAACCAAAGAACUUGUCUUUCUUUCUGAACCCACCUUGUGCAAGAUGGUCUCAACUUUCUGAAGUGCUGAGUUGGCAGUUCUCUUCCGUAACUAAGAGGGGACUUCAUGCAGAUCAGUUGAGCAUGCUGGGGGAGAAACUUCUUGGUCCAACAGGUGGAGGCUCUCUUGAUGGCCUUAUUCCUUGGACAAGAUUCUGCAAGGAAAAUAUAAAUGAUAAAAAUUUUCCCUUCUGGCUGUGGAUUGAGGGCAUCCUUGAACUCAUUAAAAAACACCUCUUGUGUCUCUGGAAUGAUGGCUGUAUCAUGGGUUUUAUCAGUAAGGAGAGAGAACGUGCUUUGUUAAAGGACCAAAGGCCAGGGACCUUUUUACUGAGAUUUAGUGAAAGUAGCCGAGAAGGAGCCAUCACUUUUACCUGGGUAGAGGGAUCCCAAAAUGAACCUCAGUUCCAUUCGGUAGAACCUUAUACCAAGAAGGAGCUCUCAGCUGUUACUUUCCCUGAUAUCAUUCGCAACUACAAAGUGAUGGCGGCCGAAAAUAUUCCUGAAAAUCCACUGAGCUACCUGUACCCGAAUAUUCCCAAAGAUAAUGCCUUUGGGAAAUACUACUCCAGACCCAAGGAGACCUCUGAGCCUAUGGAUUUAGAUGGCCCCAAAGGGAAUGGAUACAUCAAGACUGAAUUAAUCUCCGUAUCUGAAGUCCACCCUUCCAGACUCCAGACCACAGAAAACCUCUUACCCAUGUCUCCUGAAGAUUUUGAUGAGGUGUCUCGAAUGGUGAGCCCUGCAGAAAUUGAUACUGUGAUGUGUUCAGCCUAUCCAACUUAAGUGUUAUUCGUCUCUUUACUAUACUGUUUGCACGUGUCCAUCCUUAAGUAGCUUGCAUUUUUCUGCUUCCCUGUUUCACAGCCUGCAGGGGUAUGCAUCAAGGCUGUGCGGUCUGUGACAAGCUUUCCCUACAUUCUGAAGAAACCCCUUGGAUUGUGUGGCACACUAGUGCAUCAGACUGGAGCUUCAGUUCAAUUAAGGAAUUGAGGUUCUUAAUGAGUUCAGUGUGAAAAUGAGUAAUACCCAGAAUAGCCUGUAUGUUACUGAUUGUGAUAUUACAUUCAUUUAAUUGUAAUUUUCAAUGAGCUAGAGAAUUUUCUGUCACCACUGUGAAACUCCAGCACAGAAGGUGGAGGGGGAAAAGCUGGAAAUCCUAGCAACAGGGUAGAGGACAGAUGGGGCUCUUGGUUGGGAGAGCAGCGUGGGAUUAUGGGAGAAGCCCAUGUUUCUACUAAAUUUAUCGUAAAGGAAAUAGUUAUGUUGACAUUUACAAUGUUGUCUGUAGGUUUUAAAGUAAAGGUAAUUCACACCUCCGAGAUUGGUUUCAGGCUGCCUGCAUACUCAGGCAGACAAUAAGCUUCAGUUUGCACUUGGCUCACACUUGGAAGGCUUUCUUCUGCAAUGAGGAGGUCUGGGAUAUUUUCUUUUAAAUGAAAGCUUAGAUACUUUCUCAAAGAGUACAGCCACAAACUGCACUGACCUGUGUCUGCUUCUGCUCUGCUAAAUCAGUGGCAUAUCCUUCAUUGUAAAUAAAAACUAGCAUGUUGUUAUGGUAAGCGUGAAAUCCACAACAGUUACUGUACUGCUCAUUGAGAAAAGAAACACCAAUUCAAUAGGAUGUCUCACAAAAUCUUUUUCAUGUAGAAAAUCCCCAAAGGCAUCAUGUCACCCUAAAGAACAGUGUUUGAACAUGCGCUGCAGAUUCUGCUUUCUAUUACGGCAUAAAGGAAUUGAAAGCUAGACGUAGAAUUACAGCCAGUACCUUACUGAAGUACAGUUCAAUAAAAUCUGCGUGAGGCAGCAGAGAGAUGUUUUCUCAGAGGAUCCUUUAUACGAGCACUGCCCUCCCUCCAACCAUCAUUGUAAGCUGACUGCACAGACACCAGACACUACCCCUCUGCCAGUAGUUACUUAUGGAGGUGGAGGUGCUUUGAUAUUGUCAGAAUUAUUCAUCAUUGUCCACUAUGAAAAUCCAUGUGCCCACUAAGUAUUCACAAAGCACAUAAAAGUUUAAUUUUUAAGUAACCAAAACUAAAAUAAAUUGAGUGGGGCUCCUUCGUUGUGACACACCUGCCAUCCAAACAAAUAGAAAAUAUUCUAACCCUGCUCCUGGCAAGGGGAUUACGCCUGAAAAGUAAAUUGAGAAUUGAAAAAAAAAAAAAAAAUCCCCCAAGAAAUGGAAACUUGUCAAACUGAAGAUGGCAUCUCUUGGCCUGUCAGAUUGCAGCUAUUUUUAUAGUUCACAGUUUAGCCAGGCACUACUGGAAUGGGGAAAUCCACUGAGGGCUUGAUCUUACAUCAUUCAAGUCUAUGGGAGUUUUCUAUUGAUUUGAAUGGGAGUAGGAUCGAGCCCAUCCACAGCAUAAAUGUGUCUUGCUUUCCUCUUUAUAACAGCAAACAAAAGCAUUCCUAGCACAUCAAUCCACUAGUGAAAGUAGCACUGUUACCUUAAUUGAAAAAUAAACUUAUUUUAGGCCUCCAAGGGUGUGGCUAUGCUGCAAUUAGAAGCCUGAGCAUGGACACUGCAAUUCAACAGUCCCUUAGCCCUGGCCAGCUACAGGAUUUUCAUUGCAGCAUAGACAUAUCCUAAGGGCCUUGACUGCAGCACAGCCCCACUGCAGUCAUGGAGCUAGGCUGAUUUUUCACUAGCUGCAAUCCCUGCUGCUUUACGUUUGUACUGACCACACUAAUUUUAACUGUAAUCUCUUUGGGGGGGGACACUUUUCCUAUAGGUAUUGUGCAUACCAUUAUUAACUAAGUCACAUUUUAGAAGACUUCAUUUUUACUAUUGCUUAUUUGAACCAGGGCAUUGUCUAUGCUUAGACACACAGCUUCAUUAAUAGCAGUAGGAUAAAGAAAGGUGAAUUACAGUUGACUGUGUUAAGUGCUUACAGCCCACAGAAGCAUUAGUACACGGAGGAAGGAGGCAGUUUGCUAACUGCAGAGGAGCAGAAUUGUUCUCAGUACACUGGAGGCUAAUUAAGCCACAGUUACCUAAUGAGGGUGGCCUCUUGCACAGAUUUCAUUGAUUUUCAAGUCUAUGAACUCAUAACUCCUCAUGAAACUGAAAAUCACUAGUUAUCUCACC
Terrapene triunguis (Three-toed box turtle) is the source of this 4570-nucleotide messenger RNA. RefSeq names its product signal transducer and activator of transcription 1 (gene STAT1). The transcript has 23 exons. Lineage: Eukaryota; Metazoa; Chordata; Testudines; Emydidae. The coding region runs from base 1 to 2262 and encodes 753 amino acids. Gene Ontology annotation, biological process: defense response; regulation of transcription by RNA polymerase II; cell surface receptor signaling pathway via JAK-STAT. Gene Ontology annotation, molecular function: RNA polymerase II cis-regulatory region sequence-specific DNA binding; DNA-binding transcription factor activity, RNA polymerase II-specific. The record is from RefSeq and is a predicted model, not a curated record.